This is a messenger RNA of Pangasianodon hypophthalmus (striped catfish), 1464 nucleotides long. RefSeq names its product ADP-ribosylation factor-like 6 interacting protein 5a (gene arl6ip5a). The transcript is spliced from 3 exons. The record is from RefSeq and is a predicted model, not a curated record. Gene Ontology annotation, biological process: negative regulation of transport. The coding region runs from base 75 to 647 and encodes 190 amino acids. Gene Ontology annotation, cellular component: membrane. NCBI's taxonomy places the organism in Eukaryota, Metazoa, Chordata, Actinopteri, Siluriformes, Pangasiidae.
UUUCCCGAGACUCUGUGGUUGUAUGAGAUCAGCAGGCACUCAGCAGCUGUCAAGAAGUUUACAAGGAAGCAGGAAUGGCUAAAGUCGAGUUAACGCCGCUUAGACCGUGGGAUGAUUUCUUCCCUGGAUCUGAACGAUUUGCCAAACCAGACAUCCGCGAUUUAUCGAAAUGGAACAACAGAGUGGUUAGCAACCUGCUUUACUACCAGACUAACUACAUGGCCAUGGCUGUGGUUGUGUUUCUGAUUGUGGGGUUCAUGAACCCCAUUGGCAUGUUCACCGGAGCAGCAGUAGUCGUAGCAGUGUUCCUUGGCGCGGUGUGGGCUGGAGACAACAAAGCUGUAAUCAAGAACUUUAAGAAGGACAACCCUACACUGUUUAUCUUUGUAGUGCUGUUUGCCAGCUACCUCCUUAUGUCUCUCUUCGGUGGAGUCAUGGUCUUCUUGUUGGGGAUUAAACUCCCGCUAAUCUUGAUCUUCACUCACGCGUCACUGCGUCUGCGCAACAUGAAGAACAAGCUGGAGAAUAAGAUGGAGAGCGCAGGGCUGAAGAAGUCACCCAUGGGCAUUCUACUGGAAGCACUCGGCCAACAGGAAGAGAAUUUAAGCAAGAUUCAAGACUUCUUGGAGAGCAAGCUCAAGGAAUGACAGCGAAGUUUCCUUGAUUUCAGUCUGCAUGAUCAAGAUCCAGGUGUACGGAUGAUUACAUCUCCAAAAGAUGUGUGAAUGUAUGCUCAAGUGCUUGCAGUGAGAUUUCUAUCAAGUAACAUGAUGAGAUCAUUUACAAAUGUUACAAAGCACUAUUUUUCUAUGAAUUGAAAUUUUCUCUUUUUUCUAUGAAAGGUACUUUUUUUUUUUUUUUUUAGAAAGAACCAAAGAUAAUGAGAACUGUUGCAAGAUAUAGGAAGGGAUCAUUGCAGGAUGUGAUGCUAAAGUGCUAACUCAUGAUGAAUGUUCUUCCUCCAGUUGCCAGAUGACUAAACUGGCUUAUGAAAGUAGCUUCUGGGCUCAAGUACUGUUAACAUGACUUGAAGGUAUACUUCUCAACUUCUCAUGCCUGGUAGCUUUAUAUGAGCUUUAUUUAAUCUAUGAUAAACCAAAGUCCGUUGGUAUUAUUUGCUUGUUUUCUGUGAGUUUUCUGUAUUUGAAUGCAUCUCAUUUAACUGGAACAGGCAUGGACAGCAGCAUGUCUUAGUUCAAGAGGAAAUAAUGCGAGGAAUCAUUUAGACUGUGAAAGUCGUAAGCGUUUGUCUUCAACAUAUUUUGAGUUACAAAAUCUUAUGUUCGUUUCUGAUAAAUCACUCAUAAAUACCAAAAUGUUUAUUAUUAAUAACGAAGAAAUAACUUAUCUUGAAGUGUCUAAAAAUUCAGUGUUAAAUAUUGUGUGCAAGGGAUUAGUUACACCAAAAACACUCCAUGAUGUUAUUCAAUGACAAAUAAAAUAAAAAGUGCUUUUUUCCCCACA